AUGGCCGAAGCCAAGAUUCAAGAACCUCGAAAUGUUACUUUUAGAUGCAAGAGACUCGGUAACACAUUCGAGCUCCACAGCAACAUGCCCCCUUCAAAGGCUUCACAAAUUUUCCGCCGAUCGAGACAGUGGGCUAAAUUACAGCAUAUCGAAUCUCACUUGGCCCACCAUCAAGGCUACGUCUGGCCCUUAGAGCCCUUGCAAAACUUCUACUCCAAUCCAGAAAUAGACACACUCUGUCCCGUUAUGGAACAGGAGUGGACAUCAGAGGCGUUUUACACACUCUGCGAAGUAAUGAAAAUCAUCAAAGUGUCUAAAAUUGCUAUCAGUGACUGCACACAUGCCGAAUAUGCUCGCAGGAGCUUAUGGGGGACCUUCUACACCAUGUCGAAUAUCGAAAAUUGGAGUUCAAGCUUCAGACAUAUCAUAAUGUAUACAACGAAACGAAGCUUUGACGAGCAUUAUAGACCAAAAUUUAUGCCAUACGACGGCAGCAAAAUUACUCUAAACACGUACCAAAGCAAGGCUAGGAGCAUUCAAAUGCAUCAUGCCAGACAGAUGUUGAAGAAACUCAUUGCCAUGAAAGAUGCUCAAGACGUGGCAGACAAAGAGGCUGAGCGUGAUGGCGAAGGGAGAACAAUGGUGGAAGGAAUUCCGGCCUGGUUAUUCGAAGAGCUGUUCCAGGUAGAUCUAGAGUUGAAAACGAUGCUAGAGGUUAGAUCUCUUCAUCCUGAGAUUAGAGAAGAUAAAAGAGGUGGAGCUGGCGAUGAAGGAAGUGACGAGGAUGAAGAUGAGGAGCUAGAGCUAGACGAGGGCAUUGAAGACGAAAACAGUGAUGACUAUGACACUGACAAUGAAGAGGAGGCAAGACAGUCACAAAAAAAUCAAAUUCAUAUAAUUUUUAAAAAUUCAUUGCGUCACACAUCGCAGAAAAAUAUAGUCUCCUAA
Molecule: messenger RNA, 948 nt
Organism: Botrytis porri
Lineage: Eukaryota; Fungi; Ascomycota; Leotiomycetes; Helotiales; Sclerotiniaceae
Exons: 1
Coding region: 1-948 (315 amino acids)
Source: RefSeq, a predicted model, not a curated record